This is a messenger RNA of Ustilago hordei, 2463 nucleotides long. RefSeq lists its product as uncharacterized. Bases 1 to 2463 code for a protein of 820 amino acids. The record is from RefSeq and is a predicted model, not a curated record. NCBI's taxonomy places the organism in Eukaryota, Fungi, Basidiomycota, Ustilaginomycetes, Ustilaginales, Ustilaginaceae. The transcript has a single exon.
AUGGACGAGGAUCCGGAUUUUGACUACGAGAUGGACCCACAGGCUCCAUAUGCAUCGAUGCAGGGAAGUGCUGAGGAAGUCAUGGAUGACGUGCGCAGCGAAGGCAUGCCCAUGUCAGAUGCUGGCAUGCAGUCCAAACCUAUCGACAAAGCAAGCUACGACGUUGACUUUCACGACUCCGCCAAUACUCAACAUGCAAGCUCAGAUGUCCAAUUCAGCACUGAAGCACCGGAGUCAGAAUCCUCAGGCUACAUUGUAGACGGACAGAUUGCCGAGACUAGCCACGGCCCAUCUGAAGAUCACGUCUACGAAUCGGGCCCAACGAUCACUGUUGGAGAAGAAGUCAAAGCGCCCGAAGAAGCAUUCCCGACUGGCACGACAGCCGUCCAAACACAUCAGGAAAGCAGCACAAUCAUCACAGCAGGCGUAACGGAUGAGAACGGCGAACGAAACGAUGCUGCAGAUCAAUGGCAAGGCAACUCGACCGAGAACGAUGGAGAGUACGUUGGAGGAGGAGAGGAAGAAGAAGAACAAGAUGAGCUGAAUCAGGGUGUUGGGGGCGCCUCAGCACAUGACGGAACAGCGUCAGCUGCCAUCGUGAAAGUGAAAGUAGAAGAGGAAGAGGAGGCUGACCAACUCGAAGGUGAGGGAGAGCAAGAGCAGCAGAUAAGCGGUGCAGAAGCUCAUACAACGCAAACAAUCAACGGAGGAAACACAGAAGAAUACUAUGAUCCCGAUGAUCAUGAGAUUUUCACCGUUUGCGUCACCUUCAACGGUCAAGAUUUUGUCAUGUGGUCCUCGACAGACAUUCCCGCAUAUGUUGCUCUGUCAACGAAACCUCAAGAGGCAGAGACCGACGACAAAGUGGACGAGCUGAUGCAGAUAGAAGCGCCUGCCCUCGACGUUCCACAAAGCGUGCUCGGGCAGCCACUCGAUAGCCUCUUUGCUGGCCUGAGAGAACGCAAAGCUCUGGGCGAGUUUCUGGAAGAGACUCACGAGCUGCAUCUCAACUUCCCAGAUCUUGAUCUCGACAUCGCCGAGGACAACCUCUACUGUCGAGAGAUCACAUUGGGUGACCUCUUGCAACUCCAUCACGGGCUUGGCCUUGAGACGAGCUUACAUGUGCAGGUAUCGGAACGUCCGAGAUUCAUCACCAAGUACAACGAGCUCGCUCAACAUGUGGCGGGGAUCAUUGGCAAUCAGCUGCAGCACAGUAGCGAUGAGGAAGACGAGAUAGCAAAUGCUGGUCUGCAAGUAGGGGAUUACAAUGGCGUUGCGGGCGACGAAGAAUCUGUUGCUCUGCAGAAUGGUCGCAAACCAAAUCCUCCUCAACAAGUCAGCGUGGCCGAGGUGCAGGCAAAUAAAGGCCACGGUGCCCGAAAUUCGAGCGAGGCAACCCGGGCAAACGUGCUGAGCACGACGGAAGCUACUGUCGUACUCAGCGAGCCCAAGGCGAAUGCCCUGCCUGAAGGUGCAUCGCUAGCGCACGCUGCAGAUGGCAACCUCGAGGUCGCGUCUGAGGCUGGUGGAGGGUCCAAACCGACAGCAUCGCAGACGGAAGAGCACAGCCUUCACGCUCAAGUCGGCGAAGGAGACAUUGUUCACGAAGAGCAAGACGAAUUAGAAGGGGACACGGCAGGGACGGUAGCGGAACAACACGAUGCAGAUGGUCCUAGACAAGGGGAAGGACAAGAUGGGGCACCCGAGGAUGCAUGCGGAUCAGAACAGCACGCAGGAGCGGCAGAAGAGGAGGUAAUCGACCUUGCGGCAGAAGACGACGAGGAGGAGGUAAUCGACCUUGCGGCAGAAGACGACGAGGAGGAUGAGUAUGAUGAAGAUGAGGUAGAAGGUGAACAGUACGAAGACGAAGUGGAAGGAGAGGAGUAUCAAGAGGAGGCGGAAGGCGAGGAAUACGACGAAGAAGCAGAGGCCGAAAAGUAUGAGGAUUAUGGGGAUCAGGCCGGCGAGAUCGGCGAAGAAGCUGAGCGGACAUUCUACACUACCGUGAACGAAGGCUCGGGCGCAGAGGAGGAUGAAUUGGAAGAGCCAGAAGAGGCAACAGUCGAGGAAGACAAUGGCGCAGCCCUGCUACACAAUGCGCAUCCAGCAGAAGCGAGAGAAUUGACAAACACAAACGGAGGCGAUGCUAACAAUGAACAAGCAUGGGAAGGUACGUUGAGCACGCCUCGGACGGCCGUCUCACCGAAGGCUCCUACUGACAAGUCCAUCAUUAUAACCAACUCUCAACAUCUUUGUUCCAUCACAGAAGGAGCGGAGGAGCAAAUUGUCGAAUACAUAGAAGGAGACGAGGACAACAUCAAUGCUGCGUCCUCCUCGCUACCCACCUCAGAAACAUACGACAUGGCUGCGCAACGCAAACGCAGCUUCCUCGACGAGGACGACACGGCCGAAUAUGAAGAAGAUGAUCGCGAAGCAGAGAGCAAACGUGUCAAGAUGAUCUGA